AUGGCCACACCUCUCGGAGAUCUAGAACAGCUGCCAGGAGAGCUCAGAAACAUAAUUUACGAGGCAUUAAUCCAGCAGCGGGGCACACAGCUAGCCUACACAAGCAAGCAAAUUUACAACGAAAUCAUCCCCUACCUGGAGGAAAAGUUCGUGCUGGGCUUCCACAUUGACCCUGCAGACUACUCAUCAGUUGUCCGCAUCAUCAAUCAAAGCGGGCGACCAUGGGGUACGGGAAACCAAAACACCUUUGAUGCACGGUCCCCCCACAUCAAUCGAUCACUCGAAAUGCCACCCAUCGACAAGUUCAAGCAAGUACAAUUUAUCAUCGACGCACCCAAUCCCAAAGAUCCUGGACAGCUCGUGCGGGCUUGGUACCAGGUCACUAGGUUGCUGGACGCUAUGUUGCCUCGGUGGUGUAACCCGAGCGAGUUGCCACAAGACCAAAGCGACAUCGAGGUGCCCAAAGGUCGCCGAGGCUCCAACUUGCCGGCGAUAGAAAUCACUUUCCGAGAAAGCGGGGAAAGAACAUGGGGUGGCCAUGGAAUGUUGAACCACAGUGUUCCCAGCUACGAGGACUGGGUCGAGAACACGCACUCAGUACAAAUUUCACCGGACAGCCGAGACUCCGAUCUGGCCGUGAUUUUAACACCAUUUCUACGGAUUCGAAAUGCUGCAUCCUUACAGGUACGCCUACCUGCUGCAGCUAGCUCUGAUCUUCAUAUCCGUUUCAUCAUGAAUCUUCUGGAGGAGAGGGCGGGUUCAGAUAUUCCUUUCGGGAUGGAUCUUCAUGGACAGGAUGAUAUCGCUGACGCCGAGUGUCUAACCAUGCAGAACACUUUGCACGUUUGGCUUGACUGCCUCCUCGAUGACUUGAGAGGCCCCACCGCCAAUCUCUUGAGAAGGGACAGAUUCCAAUAUUUUUGUCCCGAGUACGAAUAUAAACUGGGCACAUGCCUCCAGGGGUUCGAAGACUCUCGGGGGCGACAUGGGAUAGGAGGAUUGAGGUCCAUAGACGAGGACCUUUGGCACCAUGUGGUCGGACAAUACUUCAGCCGAUUAGCUGCCGCGUAUAAGCAUCAGCAAAUGGCUCAUGCAAGAUACGGAAAGUGGAACAACUUUGCAAAGCGGAACGAGUCUCAACCGGAAGAAAGUUUCGCAUCGGGACUCUGGGAAAAAUGGUAUCCCAGAGGAAUUGCGGCCAAAUCUUUGAAUAUUGGCUGGAAGGAUCAUGAGACACUGCCGUGGUUCUGGAGAGCGUUCCCCGUUGCCGAUCGGCGUCAGGCCACGGCGUGUACGAUACUGGGCGACUUCAAUGCGGGAUGCAGUGAUUGCGUCGGAAAUUCACGUCGCGAGGACAGGAUGAGCUCAGUUUUGCAGUGGCGUCUGUGGGCUUAUAUGAACGGGACUCUUGUUGCUGCUGAGGAGGAGGAUUGA
Exophiala dermatitidis NIH/UT8656 is the source of this 1434-nucleotide messenger RNA. RefSeq lists its product as uncharacterized. The coding region runs from base 1 to 1434 and encodes 477 amino acids. The record is from RefSeq and is a predicted model, not a curated record. NCBI's taxonomy places the organism in Eukaryota, Fungi, Ascomycota, Eurotiomycetes, Chaetothyriales, Herpotrichiellaceae. The transcript has a single exon.